Messenger RNA from Microthlaspi erraticum, 447 nucleotides. NCBI's taxonomy places the organism in Eukaryota, Viridiplantae, Streptophyta, Magnoliopsida, Brassicales, Brassicaceae. The record is from the annotation of a GenBank genome assembly.
AUGGAGGAGGCUGAGGCAGAGCAAGAGGAGGAUGAGCUCCCUAUGUACCAAGAGCACUACAAUGCUCUCUUCUCCAUGGACUUUGUGGAACCAAGUACCCACAUGAUGACAAUGAGGCCCUUGGAAUCUUUGAGGAUGUGGAGUUGGUGCUCAAGAACAUGCACUUGGCCAAGUUCUUCUCUCACCGAUGGAGUCUACAAGGAGCUCACUUGUGAGUUUUUGGCUUCAAUGAGGCAGCUUGGAGAUCUGUUUGGGUUCACUAUGGAGAGGGAACCAAGUGGAACAUCAAGGAAGAAGGAACUCCAAAGAGUUUGGGCUACAAUCGCUGAGGGAGUGUACUCUUCCUCAAGGUCCAAGGCUGCUCAGAUCAGGAGCCCAGUGCUUGAGAUAUGUGCACAAGGCACUUGCCAACACCUUCUUUGCAAGGAAGCACGGGACAAUCAAUGA